AUGCUUCGAAGAGCGCAAUCUUCUCCUGGUGACACUGAAUUGCUAUUCUGGUCUGCUGAUUUUUAUAAACGUGCUCUUGAAGUGGCACCGAAAUCUUAUAAGAUUACAAUUUUGGACAAAUGCAAUGCGCUCUACAAUCAAGCUGCAGCACUUGCUUUUCUUACCUUGGACCCUGCACAUCAUUUAAGACUUGGAGUGGAACUCAACAGAUCAAUG
Molecule: messenger RNA, 216 nt
Organism: Protopolystoma xenopodis
Lineage: Eukaryota; Metazoa; Platyhelminthes; Monogenea; Polystomatidea; Polystomatidae
Source: the annotation of a GenBank genome assembly